Messenger RNA from Cyphellophora europaea CBS 101466, 1251 nucleotides. RefSeq lists its product as uncharacterized. The transcript is spliced from 2 exons. The record is from RefSeq and is a predicted model, not a curated record. The coding region runs from base 1 to 1251 and encodes 416 amino acids. NCBI's taxonomy places the organism in Eukaryota, Fungi, Ascomycota, Eurotiomycetes, Chaetothyriales, Cyphellophoraceae.
AUGGGGGAACCAACGCAGGUGGUAUCUGCGGCUUUCGGUUUAGCCAAAAGUGCCUUUGAAACAGCGAAAUGGCUUCAGAGAGUAUGCAAAGCGCGCAACGAUGCGGAGGAGCUGUAUGGGUACACGUUACACAUACGCGCACUGUCAGUACGCAUUGGCCGCUUCAUCGAAAAGCGCUGGUCCAAUGCUGUUGAUCCAGAAAUCGCAGCAACUCUUGACUCCAUUAGAAGUUCUAUCGAGUCCGCUCACAGAGCUUUGGCAGUGCUGGACAAGAUUGGGAAGCCUUUGGCUCAACAGACCGAUAAGAGCUGGUACAGAAGGGUAAAAUAUGUCUGGGAUAGCGAUGUGCGCCAGGACCUUGAGAAGUCCAUCGAUCGGUCUGUGCAAUUUCUGAUAUUGGACUGGUCGAUGCUUCAGACCCAGGAAUCUGAUAUGGCGCGAACAACCCUUCGGUACAGUGAAGUCUUGGAGCCUUAUGCAGAGCAAUCGUGGCAAAAGGCCGACCAGCGGGUGAAUCGCUUGGAAAUUCCAGAUACCGUCCAAGAAGACGAUGUUUCGGAACUGCCGAGCCCAGGAGACGAAGAGGAGUUGGAUAGGUUCCAACUCCUGCCUUACCUUGAUCUAAGUGAAGCCGCUCUUGUUGUACCAAUCCAGCUUCGGGACGCGCAACAGUUGAAAAGGAUGCUUGACGAUGGCUUCGACGCGAGUUUCAGGGUUGAACAUGAGCGGACGCUAUUGCAUCAAGCCUGUUUGAAUCUUGACGAAGAAAGCCUGGAGCACUUACUGUCUUUUCAACACCGCCUUCCGGAGAGGUUCGUUGACGCCACGGACGAUCGGGGCGAUACUGCACUGAUGUUGGUCGCAAAGCAAGCCGACGAAGAUGCCAGCAUCGGACUCGCCAAGCAACUACUUUCCCAUAAAUGCGACCCCAGCAUUGUGAACCCUGGCGAGACGCCUAGGGACGCACUAUAUUACGUCAUCGACGGCUCCAAGACUGAGAAACGCGUGACCUUAUUCAAGUUGCUGGUGGAUGAGUAUGGUGCCGAUCUAUCGCUCAUCACAGAUGCUUUUCCGAAGAGAACAAAGCAGUACCUUGGUCAAACGAACGGAGAAGGCAGGAGAGACAGCCAGGGCGAUACUGCGGUCGAGGAUGAUGAAGAUCCGGAACUGAUGCUAGAGCGUCGACCAAGUUUGUUGGAAAGAGUGAAGCGGCGCUUCUCUACGACUCACCCGGAUAGUGGUAAUGAUUAG